Molecule: messenger RNA, 4664 nt
Organism: Owenia fusiformis
Lineage: Eukaryota; Metazoa; Annelida; Polychaeta; Sabellida; Oweniidae
Source: the annotation of a GenBank genome assembly
CUUUUAACUUAUUUUAUUUAAAACCAAACGUGGUAUUUCUGUCCAUAUUUGGGAUGUGAUAAAUUGAAAGUGGAAGUAUAUAUAAACUGUAAUGUAGAUAAAAUUCAUUUUGGAUACAUUCAACAAGUAGGUGUAACUGAAAAGCCCAUGGAUAUGUUGCUAUUAAGGAUGUGUAAUACAGAGUCAAAUCAUACAAUUUAAGCACUUUACAAACAAUCAAAAAACGAAGAUUUCAUUUAGGAUCAAUAGAGGUAUAACUGCAAAACAAACAAUUAAGUCAAGCAUAUAGACUUUAAUUACAAAAUGGAGGCACAAGAGAAACCAUCACAAGAAAAUAAUGUGGUUAGAAUUGACAGUUUGCCUCCACAGUUUAGUGGUUAUAGACCUGGGAGUAGCAGUAGUGACAACAUGAUUGUAAGUGCAGUACAUGCUGUGGCCAGGUACAGUGUUGACUCUGCUGGUGAUUACAUUGCGGAUGAUCUUAACCCACGUGAGGAGGACAUCCCUGAGGAUCAAGAUGAAGUGUUUGAUACUGUAAAUGAAGAACCAAGCCUUCUAGAUGCAAUUAAGACACAGAUGGAUAGUAAUAAGGAUACUGAGAAUGUUGUUAAUGAUACAGAGGAGAAGGUGAAGGUUGAUGUCACCCUCCUUGAAGGUCCAAUUUCCUCUCCUCUUUCCCCAUCUAAUGCAGCGAUGGCGAUGUACCCGGGGACACUGGCCAUAGUGGACAACAAUGUUGGCGUCAGUGAUAUAUGUCUCCUAGAUCCACUCACGGAGGACAACCUUAUCCACAAUCUAAAACAACGCUUCGCACAUGACCAAAUAUAUACAUACAUUGGGAAUGUGGUUGUGUCAGUGAACCCAUAUAAGAAGAUACCUCUCUAUACCCGCGAUGUCAUCUUUGAGUAUAGGAGUAGGAACAUAUAUGAGCUGCCCCCACAUAUCUAUGCCAUAGCAGAUGAUGCUUACAGGUCUAUGCGAGACAAGAACAAUGACCAGUGCAUCAUCAUCUCAGGGGAGAGUGGCUCAGGAAAGACAGAGGCCAGUAAGGUGAUAAUGCAGUAUGUAGCAGCUGUAUCUGGGAAGGGACAGGAUAUUGAUAGAGUAAAGGAACAGUUGCUGCAGUCAAAUCCUGUCUUAGAAGCAUUCGGAAAUGCCAAGACUAACAAGAAUGACAACUCAUCCAGAUUUGGGAAAUACAUGGAUAUAGAGUUUGAUUUCAAAGGAGAUCCAGUAGGAGGUGUUAUAACUAACUAUCUGCUGGAAAAGUCGCGGGUAGUUCUGCAGUCAAAAGGGGAGAGAAAUUUCCAUAUAUUCUACCAACUACUGCAUGGUGCUGAUACUAAUUUAUUAAAAUCUCUCAAACUGGCAAGGAACCCUGAGUACUACCAGUUCCUCCAACAUGGGGGUUGUAUAUAUGUAGACACUAUAGACGACAAACAGGACUUUCACAUAACUAAGCGUGCUAUGGAAGUGAUAGGUUUCACCAAGCAAGAGGUCCAUAGCGUGUGGCAACUUGUGGCCUCAGUCUUGAAACUAGGAAAUGCUCAGUUUAUCCACCACAGUAACAUAGAUGGCACUGAUGGUUGCCGAAUACAUAAUGACCAUGGCGGCCAACAGACUGCAGCUAAAGAAAUCUACGAUGUUUGUGAUCUACUGCAGACUCAGUCUGAAUUGCUCAUAAGUGCCCUAACACAGAAAACUGUACAAGCCUCUGGUGAUAAAGUCAGCGUAGACCUUAGUGCAACUGAGGCCACAUAUGCCAGAGAUGCUCUAUGUAAAGCCAUAUACAGUCGGUUGUUUGCCUGGUUGGUCCAUAGGAUCAAUGACAGCAUAAGGGUCCAGUCCAGAACGAAAAGGAAGUCCAUGGGAGUGCUUGAUAUAUAUGGGUUCGAAAUAUUUCAGUGUAAUAGUUUUGAGCAGUUCAUCAUAAACUUCUGCAAUGAGAAGUUGCAACAGAUCUUCAUUGAGCUCACCCUCAAGGAAGAACAAGAGGAGUAUGUGAAGGAGGGAAUAGAGUGGAUACAUGUAGAUUACUUCAACAAUUCUGUCAUUUGUGAGCUCAUAGAGAAGAGUAAUGUAGGGAUCCUAUCUCUACUAGAUGAAGAGUGCUUGAGGCCAGGUGAUGUCUCUGAUCAAACAUUCCUAAACAAACUCAAUUCCCAGUGCUGUGACCAUCCUCACUAUGAAAGCAGAGGUUGCAAGAAAUCGAUUUCCGAUAAAACUAUUCCACACGAUGCAUUUAGGCUGAAACACUAUGCAGGAGAGGUGAUUUACAGGGUAGAAGGUUUUCUAGACAAGAACAAUGACUUGCUGUAUCGGGAUCUCUCAAGGGCAAUGUAUAACUGUGACCAUGCACUCCUUAAACAACUAUUCCCUGAGGGAAGUCCAAGCAAAGCUUCGUUGAAGAGGCCACCAACUGCUGGUUCUCAGUUAAAGGCCUCCGUCACUGAGCUCAUGCGGAAUCUACUCUCAAAGCAGCCAAACUAUAUUAGAUGUAUAAAGCCUAAUGACUUCAAGAAGGGUGGUUUAUUUGAGGAGACUCUGGUGCGUCAUCAGGUGCGAUAUUUGGGGCUUAUGGAGAAUGUCAGAGUGAGGCGUGCUGGUUAUGCCUUCAGACAAGUUUACGGACAGUUCCUUUAUAGAUACAAGAUGUUGGCCGAAAAGACAUGGCCAAACUGGCGUGGUGCUCACAAGACUGGAGUGGAGGAAAUUCUAACUGCUCAAUAUAUUCCCCAAGAUGAAUUUGCUUUUGGCAGGACCAAAAUCUUCAUCAAGAAUCCCAAGCUUUUGUUCGAUCUGGAAGAGCUUAGACGCGAGAGGAUGCAUGACUUGGCCACACUUAUACAGAAAAUGUUCCGAGGGUGGAGGAUGAGAGUAUUGUUCCAGUUGAUGAAGCGGAGCCAGAUUGUCAUAUCUAGUAACUUUAGAGGCUACCAGGCCAGAACUCGUUUCCAGGCUGUUAGGAAUGCCACUAUUACAAUAUGUUCAUUUAUUAGGGGGUGGAAGGCCAGAAGGUUGCUCGCUCAGUUGAAGUAUGAGAAGAAAUGUCUGUGGGCUGUUGGCGUAAUACGCAAGUACUACCAAGGCUGGAAAGUGCGCAAAGAGUUCAGGACAAAGUUCCGGUCAAACGCUGGCCCCAAAAUCAUACGGUUUAUACAGACUGCUUUGAAACGUCGAUUCCUGCUGCAACUCCGUGACCACCUACCGUCAGAAUCUCCCCUUGCCCGAGACUGGCCCACCUGCUCAAGACUUCACAGACCCGCCUCUGAGGAGAUCCGCAAAAUAUACCAUAAAUGGAGGUGUCACAAAUAUCGACUGAGAUUUGACCAACCAUCUAGACUGAAAAUGAAAGAAAAAGUUGUAGCUAGUGAUAUAUUUAAAGAUAGGAAGCAAAACUAUCCAAAGAGUAUCUCACACCCUUACAAAGGAGACUAUGUAUCACUACGGACCAACACAAGGUGGAAGAAGGUCUCCACAGACUACAAUGAUCAUCAUAUCAUGUUCGCUGACAUUGUCAUGAAGAUAAACAGAGCCAAUGGAAAGAUGGUGCCUACUCUCCUUGUGUUGAGUACGAAUGCAAUAAUCAUAGUUGACCAGAGGACUUUAGCCUACAAGUACAGAUUGGACUCCAGGGACAUUGAUCGUAUCUCUCUCAGUCCUUACAGUGACCGCAUAGUUGUCUUUCAUGUCAAGAAGUAUCCUGAGAAUGGUAACCCAUUGAGCAAGAAGGGGGAUUUCAUCUUUAGCUGUGACCACGUCAUAGAGAUUGUGGCUAAGGCCUACCUAAUAGCCCAGAGAGGUUCAGGGAAACCAAUUGAUGUCACAAUAGCACACCAAUUCCAAGCAGAGUUUAAUGGACAAUUAGUUGAUGUUGCCUUCAAACGGAAUAUAGAGCAAGGAAGUAAGAUGCCAAGGAAGGUGUUCAACUCAGAUUCAGAAGAUGACUUAGAAGACGAUGUUGAUUCUGACGGAGAGAAAGAAGCACAUGAUGCUGGAAUUAAUGAUGAAGCGCUGCUGGCUGAUAGCGACAGCGACUCUGCACCUGAGGACAUCACAUUUGACAGCAGUAGGAAGACAGCUCUACAGAAGAUCAAAGAUGCCAUGCAGCAGAUUGAUGCUGACAGGAAGAAGGUUAAAGCUAAAAGAAAACAACAUGACGAGCAGUUUAAACAGCAGAAAAAACUAAAGUUAGAAAGACUAAAGAACAGUAGAUUACCAGAUGAUGUGAUUGCCUCGCUACCUGCUGGGCCAGUGAAGGUGAAGGGUAAGAAGAUAGAUAAGGCUGUUGUUGAACCUGUAGAGGAGGAACCCGUUGAGGCAGAUCUCUCUGGAGAAGAAAGUGAUUUUGGUGACAUGGAUGAUAAUAAGGACGACAUUCUGAAUGAUGAUUUCAUUGGAUUCCAGAAAGGAGGGAUACAAGCUGUAGCAUUGAAGGAUUACAAGCGUCCACAGAGUGCAAUAGAAAAAGCCAUUGCAUUCAAGCAGGAAAGACUCUUUGGAGGCUCUAUACCAAGAGAAACAGCCCAAGAGAGAAGACUGAAACAACAGAGGAAAAAAGUAAAUCAAGGAGAGUGGAACAAGAGAAAAGUCGGAAAAUCAUAGACAUUCUUUUACUCUAGUUUACUGUAAAAAUGUGUAAAUAAACAAUUAUUUAUGUAGAG